AUGAGUGAAUCAAUAUCUGAGGACAAACAAAAAAUUUCUUAUGUGAUAUAUGGUGCAAGGACUUACAUGUUUAGAAUUGAUGAUAAGCGAGUCAUAGAUGCUACAAGGGCAGGAAGCAUCGCCCACCUGAUUAAUCAUUCCUGUGUGCCCAAUUGCUAUUCAAGAGUCAUUACUGUUAAUGGAGAGGAGCACAUUAUCAUUUUCGCAAAGAGGGAUAUCCCUAAGUGGGAAGAGCUGACCUAUGACUAUAGGUUCUUUUCAAUUGGUGAGCGCCUUUCAUGUUCAUGUGGUUUCCAAGGGUGUCGAGGUGUUGUGAAUGAUACAGAAGCUGAAGAACAACAGUCAAAAAUCUAUACAAGUGGUAACAAUCAUCCUUUAUAA
Camelina sativa (false flax) is the source of this 381-nucleotide messenger RNA. Lineage: Eukaryota; Viridiplantae; Streptophyta; Magnoliopsida; Brassicales; Brassicaceae. The record is from RefSeq and is a predicted model, not a curated record.